GGUCGAGAAAGGAAAUAGAAAACGACACACCCAUUUUUUUGCCAUUGCUAUUUAAACCCGUCUGAAAGUGAUUGAAGCCAUCAGUUGUUUAACUCCUCAACAGCAGUCAACAUGAAACUAUUUGUUAUCGCUGCUUUCUUUGCCGUCGCUGCCGCUGUUCCAUCCAGCUACAAGCCGGAAUACAAAGCUCCCAGCUACCCAGCCCCAAGCUACCCUGCACCAAAGUACCCUACUCCUAGCUACCCCGCACCGGCCUACCCCGCACCAGCCUACCCUACUCCCAGUUACAACAAGGAUAACAAAUACGCCGACAUUACCAUCACCAGCCAAUCUGAUGAGCGCAACCUCGAUGGCAGCAGCCAGUGGAACUAUGCCCAGUCAGACUACACCACUCGUGAAGAGUCUCAGGUCCAGAAAAAGAUGCAAGGAGUCACCUACGACUCUUACGGCAAAGAAUCGUACGGUGAAGUCCUAGGCAACACCAACAAAGGAUCCUCUUACUGGGUUUCCCCUGAAGGCCAGAAAUUCACUUUGACCUGGACCGCCGAUGAUGCUGGAUUCCAGCCCAAGGGUGACCACUUGCCCGUCGCGCCCGUCCACGAAUACGAGCUCCCAGUUGCUCCCGUGCACGAGUACGAACUCCCAGUCGCCCCUGCCCUCCCUUAUUCGCGCACUGGACCCGGUUACUAAGUUAAGAACGUUUCUAUGUAAAAUUUGAAUGGAAUGAACCAUGCAAAUCUAACUUAUUGAUGUGAAAUAAAAGCAAAUUAUGUUUUGAA
Molecule: messenger RNA, 779 nt
Organism: Daphnia magna
Lineage: Eukaryota; Metazoa; Arthropoda; Branchiopoda; Diplostraca; Daphniidae
Product: endocuticle structural glycoprotein ABD-4
Exons: 3
Coding region: 112-690 (192 amino acids)
Cellular component (GO): chitin-based extracellular matrix
Molecular function (GO): structural constituent of chitin-based larval cuticle
Source: RefSeq, a predicted model, not a curated record